ACAUAGACGAUUGUUAUAUAUAGCACGUGUUCAUAAAUAAAUGUCUAUUUUAUUUAGAGUACAUAGAGCCAUUCCUCGAUCAAUUGUCGAUGGUAAGCAAUUUUUCGGUGAAGUCACAGUGGUUAUAUUUAUUACCACUAGGCGUUAAUCCAAUACGUGUUCCCGACAGUAGCUUGCAGGGUAGACAUUAUGGUCUCAUGGAAGAUGUUUUACCACAUAUUGUAACACCAUUAGAAAAAAAAUUAGCAUCUCAAGUGAGUCUUCAUCCAUGCAUAAAUUUUGUAGCGUACAUAGUUCCAUGUGAUAAUGCUCCCUUAUAUAUUUAUACGCGUAAUGGUCGCAAAUCAACGACUGAUAGUGGCGUUGAAGCAUUUUUAUCCCCAAGAUGGGGUGGUGUUGUGUUCACUAAUCCUUCAUUUGAAGCAUGCGAAGCUGCAGCACGUGGUAAAGCUACUACCAUUAUUCCCGACGAAGCCAUUAUCAUCGGGACAUUUCUUGCACAACUAAGAUUGCUUUUAGGCAUUCCAGAAAUGAAGCCUAUAAGCAGCGUAACCGUAGUACCACUGGUUGGAUUGAAAUCACGUGAUUGGGAAGUAGAUGCUUUGCUGCGAGUUCGUGCCAUGGAACAGUUAACUUCUGCUAAAUUAACAUUGCAAUCGUUAGCUCAACUUCUCACAGAGAUCAACCGUAUCGUUAUUACAGAUGUUGUAGGAAAUAGAAUAAAAGUUGCGCUAGAUUUGGUGGAACGUUCUGCUGAGCUCCUUAGGCAUGGCGAUCUUAUGAACGGUUUUAUCCUCAGUAAAGAUGCAUUUAUUACUGCCGAAGAAGCUUUCUUCGAUCCAACUUUGUUAGCACUUCUUUAUUUUCCAGAAGAUCAAAAAUAUGCUGUAUAUACACCUUUAUUUUUACCGGCAAUGAUCCCUGUUUUGUUGUCUCUUAGAACUAUACUAAAAUAUUAUAGAGGUAGCAAAACCGACCCGAAAAAGGUAACUUCUCAAAAUAAAACGAACAAAGAUUCGACAAAGAUAAAAGAUAAGAAAGUACAGUAAUAUAAAUUAUUUAAUUUGAUAAGAUCUACGAACAAUUUUUGUUCGAAAUAAAGUAAAAGUUGAAGGGGGUUUUUUCAAAACAGUAA
Messenger RNA from Vespula pensylvanica (western yellowjacket), 1135 nucleotides. RefSeq names its product GPI transamidase component PIG-S (gene PIG-S). Gene Ontology annotation, cellular component: GPI-anchor transamidase complex. Gene Ontology annotation, biological process: attachment of GPI anchor to protein. The coding region runs from base 90 to 1049 and encodes 319 amino acids. NCBI's taxonomy places the organism in Eukaryota, Metazoa, Arthropoda, Insecta, Hymenoptera, Vespidae. The record is from RefSeq and is a predicted model, not a curated record. The transcript has 5 exons.